AUGGUGGAGAAGUGGAUCCGGGGCGUGAAGAGGGACUUUCUCGACGCCGCAACGAACAAGUGCGUCGGGUUGGACUGCGAGUUCACCGACCCUCGCGUGCGUAAUCAGCGCGCCGCCGUCCUUCAACUCUCGGUGGUGUCCGAGACUUUGGUGUUCCAGAUUAUUCAUUCCGAUAGAGUGCCACAACUGCUCAAGGAUUUCUUGCAGGACGGGUACAUCAAAUUCUGCGGCGCCUCUAUCGGCAAUGAUGUGAAAAAGCUAAGUCUCUACGGCAUUCACAUCACUUCUACGUACGACCUCUAG
Lolium perenne is the source of this 303-nucleotide messenger RNA. RefSeq lists its product as uncharacterized. Gene Ontology annotation, molecular function: nucleic acid binding; 3'-5' exonuclease activity. The record is from RefSeq and is a predicted model, not a curated record. Lineage: Eukaryota; Viridiplantae; Streptophyta; Magnoliopsida; Poales; Poaceae. Gene Ontology annotation, cellular component: nucleus; cytoplasm.